UGGUAGCGUAGUACAGUGACGACAGCGAUUGCCCAACGAGUGUUUGUCAUCCGUACGAAUUUAGAUAAAAUUUACAACUGAAUUGUUCAUUGAACACACGCGAGUGUAGUGAGUAAGUGCAAGAUUAAAUACGGUGUCAGUGACGAAUAUUCUGUUAUAAGUGAAGAAGCACAUGUGUGUAGCAGGCAAAGUUGUUUAGAAACAGUACGCGAACUUUUAACAUGAAUAACAGUACGAGGCAGCCGAAAACUACGCCUAUUACAGACGAUUACGAUAUAUCCAAUACCGUACUCGGUCUAGGAAUUAAUGGAAAGGUGGUGGAAUGCAGAGAAAAGCGCACAGGCGUAAAACGGGCGUUGAAGGUUCUACACGACAACGUGAAAGCUAGACGAGAGGUGGAACUACACUGGCGCGCCAGCGGCUGCAUACACAUCGUUGAGAUAAUCGACGUAUACGAUAACACAUACAGCGGGAAGCGAUGCUUACUUGUAAUCAUGGAAUGUAUGGACGGCGGUGAACUCUUUCAACGCAUACAGGAUAAUAGAGACGGAGCAUUCACUGAACGACAGGCCGCUGAGAUUAUGCACUCAAUAUGCGUCGCCGUCCGCCACCUGCACGAGUCGAACAUAGCCCACCGCGACAUCAAACCCGAAAACCUUCUCUACACUUCGACGGAACCCAACGGCAUCUUAAAACUAACCGAUUUCGGGUUCGCGAAGGAGACUCUCACACCGGCGGACACGUUGCAGACACCGUGUUAUACGCCAUAUUAUGUCGCUCCUGAGGUCCUAGGCCCAGAGAAAUACGACAAAUCUUGCGAUAUCUGGUCACUAGGCGUAGUGAUGUACAUCCUACUCUGCGGCUUUCCUCCCUUCUACUCCAACCACGGCCUUGCCAUAUCGCCCGGAAUGAAAAAGCGUAUCCGACUGGGCCAGUACGAUUUCCCAGAACCGGAGUGGUCCAACGUGUCGUCUGAAGCCAAGAGCUUGAUUCGAGGCAUGCUUUGCGUGGACAGCGCCCAGCGUUUUACCAUAUAUCAGGUGAUGUCCAGCCCCUGGAUCCGCCAAUACACCCAAGUACCCCAAACGCCUCUAUACACCAACGCGUUACUCCGCGAAACUGGAGAGGCUUGGGCUGAUGUCCAAGAUGAAAUGACUCGGUCGCUCGCCACAAUGCGCGUUGACUACGACCAGGUACAAAUCAAGGCACUGGAGCAGAGCAAUAACUCCCUACUGAACAAGAGGCGGAACAAAGUCGGCGCCUGAGACACGGAGUACUUAGCUUCAACUAAACUGUAAUAAGGGCUCACUUACAGUGGCGGCGCGUCCAUAGAACUCGGUUCCUACCGGCUUGCCAACUGACCUUAUCCUACAAGUCUUGAAGAAAAGGCAAGCUGGCUUGCCUAAGUAAGUUUACGAUGUCACUAUACAGCAGCAAAUAGCAGUAGAAUUAGAUAUUGAGGUUUUCAAAAUCAUCUGCACGCAAUUUGAUUGUUAGGCAGAGGGAAUAUAUUUCCCACAAUAACUUCAGUUUGUUUUUCACUCUUUAUCAAUCUUGCUCGUAAAAGGUAUAGACACGUAGUCAAUGCGGUCUGUAAAUCCUAAAUUUUGACCUAGGGCUGUAAUGUACGUCCGAAAUUAGGCAGAAGUAUUGUUUUUUUCCCCUUUUUUUACUGAAAAGUCUGAUGAAAAACAUUGUGUGUGCCACGGAAUAAGGAACUCGUGUUAAUUAAGCCCUCGUCUUCGGCUUUGGGCCACUCGUUUGUAAAUUCUUGUUUACCGCCCUCUGUUGUUUGUUGCGCGUCUUGUUGUGUGCACAAUACGAAUUACAAUGGUAUGCAGGUAAUUUUGUAAUACCUCGCCUACUUAGCAACUUUUGCUGCUGAACUGUAUAUUUAGAAAAGUUAGUAAGGAAGGCCUAGUUUUAAUAUUUUGGCCAUCCAUUUAAUUGUAAAAUGCUGCUUGCUAUAAUCAGAUGAGUUUUGGUUAGAAUCAUAAUUUUGUUUAGAUUUUUUUUUAUACGUCAUUUAUACGUAUUUUUGGGUUAUUCCCACUAGAUACCACCAAGUUGUUACCAGUGGUAUAUUAUAAUAAUAAAGUGGGAAUUUUUUUCCCACCUUUUACCACUGGGGGAAAAUAAACCCCAUUAGUUACCACCAAACCAUGUUGGUUUUUCAGUAGUUACCACUGACUUUUUUCCCAGUAGUUACCAGUGGUAAAAGGUGGGAAAACAAUUCCCAGUAGUUAACACUGUUAACAACUUGGUGGUAACUAUGUAGUGGGAAUAACCCGUAUUUUUUAGCAUUUUUUAGUUUUGUAGUGAGAAUGACUUAACCAGAGAAAUAAAUAAUAGAGACCUUUACCCGUCCCAUGAGUCACUGACAGUGUUAAUACAGACAUGUGUCGUUUUCAACCAAAAGGGUACUUAUUGUCGCUUGUCAGUAAGGCGCUAUUUCCAUAUAGCUUCAAUUAGAAAUCAACCUUAUCGACAAGCGACAAUGUGGUACCUUUUGGUUGAAAAUGGCACAUAUAUGCUAGCGUCUACGUACAGAUAUAGUGCAUAAUUGUUUUCCAUCGUAUUUUCUCGGAAACGUUCGCAUUCGUCGUGCUCCUUCACCUCAGUACUUUUUGUACCGAGACUGACUGAAAUAGCAAGACAUGAUAAGACAUGUUCGUAUACACGGCGGCUAACGGUGCAUUCCCGUUGCCAGGGAGGUUUUGGGAUUAUACUAAGCAACUGUUACUAUGGGACCAACCCCGAAAUCGCGAAAAAAAAUUUGGCUGUCAUACAUUUUGGCUGGUCCAUUUUCUAUGGGAGGCAAAAAAAUUUUUUUUUUUUCUCGUGGUUGGCCCCAUAGUAAAAGUUGCUCAGUAUAAUCCCAAAACCUCCCUGGCAACGGGAAUGCACUUAUUUUUUUUUCUAUACUGUUACGGGUCUGGGUAAAUAAUAUAAAAAAGUGAUCAAUGUACCUGCCGGUACUUUAUAUACACAUCAACACAGAUAUUAUUAGGGAAAGUUGCUUGCUCCUAUUUAAUACAUAAAUAUGUGCCAUUUUCAAUCAAAAGGGUACUUAUUGUCGGUUGUCAAUAAGGCGCUAUUUCCAUAUAGCUUCAAUUUGAAAUCAACCUUAUCGAUAACCGACAAUGUGGUACCUUUUGAUUGAAAACGUCAAAUAUAUUGCAUAAAUACACGGGGGUUCACGUAACCCUUAUUACAAUCACUUACAAUGUAUUAAGCAUCACUAGUUUUAGUAUUUAGUAUAAAAUGAAAACAAUCACAAUACUACAUUUAGUCGUAAAUAUAUUUUUGAUGAGACACUAACCUUAUAAAGAAACCCGCAUUUUUCUCCAAAUGUUAGGACUAAUUUUUAUUAUAGUAGCAGGCAAUUUGACAUGUCAUACACAUGCAGAAAAACCAGUAGAUUCAAUAAGGCUUUGUUCCCUAGGGGGAGGGGGGCUUAGCCAAAUCUCUAUGUAUGAAAAGUGUCCAUCAAAAAACAGUAAUUAGGCGGCGCCACCAUACACCGAAAUACUACCAAAAACAACCUACGUAAUUUGGUCGGGUUAUUUGUUACCUUAUAUGGUUCAUGUUAUACUCAUGUCCCAGAGCCUAACUAGCGCCACCGGAGAAAUUAGGAACUAUUAUUUAAAGCUUAACGCGGUCACUUUUACAACAAUUCUGCCAUAAGAGAUUGCGAUCCUUUCUAUACCAUCCAUAUUACAAUGCACACCCUGUUUCAAUCUAAUUCGAACCUUUUAAAAACUAAAUUAGGGUAGCAUUUCUUUUGUUUCAUUGUUUUCUAAAGCAAACGAAAGUCACCCUAAUCUACUAUGCAACAAGGUUCAAAUUAAAAACAGGGAAACUUUGUAUGGUGGGCCUUACGAGGUUAAGACAUCUGUUUCUGGAAAUGGACGCUGCAAACAUAUUUCUGGGCUCGGCUGUGACUGAUGAUUGCCUAAAACUGUUACUUAAGUAUGUAGUUUUCGCCUGUAUCAACAUUCUGGGCACUUGUUUCAUGCAUGUUGCUGAUUUGGAAUAAUACAAAUUUUAAACUUAUUUUGGGUAAGUACGACUUAGGUAAAUAGUAUUUUUUUCUUUAUUCAAAAUCAAAAGUUUCUUGAUAUUUUAAUUAAACAAUAAAACUAGCUAGUUCGCCAUUAGUUCAAUUAAUACUUAGUGAUAUAAUGUUCAGUAUAGAAACAUUAAAGUAUUUUCUGAUGUCCAAAGCGUCGUGUUUUGUAUGUUACGGAUGGCCAAACUUAACUUUCCAACUUUGCCGUCGAAAAAUGUAAAUUUUCCAUUUUUAAUAAUUCAAUAGUGAAUUAUCCUUGUACAAUUAUUUCCGAAACAACAAUAUUUUGAUAUAGUGCGCAAAGUUACCAACUAAUUGAGUGGGCAAAGUUGGUCAAAAAUAAUGGUUGUCUGCUUGGGCAAAUAAAUGAAAAAGGUUGUAAAACGCUAUUUUAAAGACGCGUGUAAUGUCAAUUUUUACUCUUAGGGGCUGUCGCUGAGAUUUCUAUAAAAAUGAUAAAAUAAAAAUUAUUUAAUUCAGACUUUCAAAAAAUCCAUAUUUUGUUAGUGAUACUUAAACUAGGGAACCUAUAAACUAAGUGUUAGUCUAAUUAUAACAUUUACAACAUUUACAUAAUUAAGAGCUAUCUAUGCUUUUUGGGCUCUUAUAGUAGAUAUAGCAAUACAAAGUACAUAGUAAAUGUUUUACAAUUUAUUCGUUAAAAUAAAAUACCUAUUUUAUUGAAAUUAUAUUGUAUCUGUCUUACAAGAAUGUUAAAUAAAAGACAAACUUUGCAUUGCCAUUUCGAAAUGAUCGUUACGAAAUAGACUUAAAAUUAUUCGCGUCUAUAUUUUUGCUAUUCAGUCCUGUCUAGAAAAACUACUCAACGAAAAAGAAUCCUAUAAUUAUAAUAGGCACCAAUAGUAAACGAUAUGAUUAUACUUACGUAUAUUAUAUUCAUAAUAGCCGCGAUAUCUGAUAUUCGUCAAAAUGUUACUUUUAAGAAGAAGUGUGUUAUUUUUAUGUUUGCCGUCCAAAAGAGAGAUGUAGGGAAUAUUUUUCUAAAAUUGGAAAAUGGUGCAUAUUUUUUUUAUAGUUUAUUAAGGAUAAAUGAACUGAAAUGAAAUUAAAGUGGUUUUAAAACUCGAUUAUUCUCAUUGACUGUACUAUAAGAUUGGUAUGUUUACUUACUGCAUAUAAAAAAAACUCUAGGGGACAAAUAAUGUUAGAAGAGGGAAGUUAGUAUUUUUACAGACAAUACUUCCUAUCGUAAAAAAAUAUAUAUACUUAUAAGAAAACGGGCUUUGUCUCAUUCAGUAAUUAGCAUAAUUUGUAAAAGUCACAAAUAUAACAGCUGUAUAUAUGAAAUCACAUUGCCGUUAUGUAUGUAGGUAUAGGUAGUUUGUAGUAAAUAUAUGUAAUCUGCAUUUGUUUUUGCUGAAAUCCAUUUUUUUGUAUUAUGUAACUUAACUACUUAAUAAAAAUAUCAUUUAUUUUAUGAUAUAAAAACAUCACAAAAUCAGGAAGAUGGAAAUAUUAUUUUUUGUGUAUUUACGAAGGAUUUUGGUAAAAACUGUAACCUUAGUUGUAACUGACUUAAUUAUUGUGAAUAAGAUGCGUGAUUAAUGGUUAUUAAAAUUGUACAAUAAUAA
Cydia strobilella is the source of this 5664-nucleotide messenger RNA. RefSeq names its product MAP kinase-activated protein kinase 2 (gene MAPk-Ak2). NCBI's taxonomy places the organism in Eukaryota, Metazoa, Arthropoda, Insecta, Lepidoptera, Tortricidae. Gene Ontology annotation, cellular component: cytoplasm; nucleus. Gene Ontology annotation, biological process: peptidyl-serine phosphorylation; protein autophosphorylation; intracellular signal transduction. Bases 222 to 1265 code for a protein of 347 amino acids. The record is from RefSeq and is a predicted model, not a curated record. The transcript is spliced from 8 exons. Gene Ontology annotation, molecular function: calmodulin binding; calcium-dependent protein serine/threonine kinase activity; ATP binding.